Molecule: messenger RNA, 2703 nt
Organism: Alternaria novae-zelandiae
Lineage: Eukaryota; Fungi; Ascomycota; Dothideomycetes; Pleosporales; Pleosporaceae
Exons: 3
Coding region: 1-2703 (900 amino acids)
Biological process (GO): monoatomic cation transport
Cellular component (GO): membrane
Molecular function (GO): ATPase-coupled monoatomic cation transmembrane transporter activity; ATP hydrolysis activity; metal ion binding
Source: RefSeq, a predicted model, not a curated record
AUGUCCUCUCCAAAAUUCGAAAGCAUCCAAGUCUUGCUGCUCUUCAUCAGCACCCGAAGAGCAAAAGCCGACAGACUCCUGCGGUUCACCAUCGGAAACUGUAGCCUCGAAGCCGAAGGGCUCAUGUUGCUCAUCGUCGGCACCCGCGAAGCCGAAGCCGACGACCUCAUGCUGUACAUCGUCUACGCCGGUGAAAUCCGAGACGAGAGGAAAGCGGCUGUGGUGAACACCACCGAGAUAGCAGGCGACAACACCGACAUCGAAAAAGGCGGCGUCGCACGCGAACACAUCGCCAUCAGCGUCUCAGGCAUGACCUGCACAGGAUGCGAAACAAAGCUCCAGCGAACCCUCGGCAGUCUGAACUACGUCAGCAAACUGCAAACCAGCCUCGUCCUCGCGCGCGUCGAGCUAGACAUCAACACCAACCUUGCGACCGCUGACGAUGUCGUCAAACACCUGCACCGCACAACCGAAUUCAAAUGCGAGAUCGUGUCGAAUCAAGGCUGUAGUCUGGAUCUCGUCUGCUCGGGCGACCCUUCAGCUUUGGUCAAUGGACAGUGGCCGGAGGGAGUGCUGGAUGUGCGUCGCCUGGGCAAACAAACUAUACGUGUGGACUACGAUGCGAAGAUAAUAGGGGCGAGGGACUUGAUGAGCGACGAGUGGAGCCAGUCGCUGCAACUCGCACCACCGUGUCCCGAUUCUUCCUUGGAAGCUGGUAGCAGACACGUCCGCAACAUGGGGUUGUUGACAUUGCUUUCUGCCAUCUUGACCAUUCCCGUGUUGGUCAUGGCAUGGGCUCCUCUUCCCGAGCGCGAGAUCGCGUAUGGCUCUGCGUCGCUUGCACUUGCAACUAUCGUUCAAGUUGUAAUCGCCGGGCCUUUCUAUCCGAAGGCUCUCAAGGCUUUGGUCUUCUCGAAGGUCAUUGAGAUGGAUCUGCUCAUCGUCCUGAGUACAAGCGCCGCGUACAUCUUCUCGGUUGUUUCCUUUGGCUUCUUGGUCAGUGGAAAACCUCUAUCGACGGGCGAGUUCUUCGAGACGAGUACACUGCUGGUCACUCUUAUCAUGGUCGGUCGUUGGGUGGCGUCGUUGGCGCGCCAAAAGGCGGCAGAGUCCAUCAGCAUCCGUUCCCUGCAAACUCCUACUGCCUUACUAGUCGACGAUGCAGAAGAGCGAGAAAUCGAUGCCAGGCUGCUGCAAUACGGAGAUACUUUCAAGGUUGCACCAGACUCGCGCAUCCCCACGGACGGUACCGUCAUCUCCGGCUCUUCAGAGAUCGACGAGUCGAUGUUGACAGGCGAGGCCCAACCCGUAGAGAAGCACGCCAGGUCCCCCGUCAUCGCUGGUACAAUCAACGGAAGCGGAACGCUUAGCGUUCGCCUCACCCGGUUACCUGGCGACAACACCAUCACGACUAUCGCAGGCAUGGUUGACGAAGCAAAGCUUUCCAAGCCCAAGAUCCAAGAGAUUGCCGAUACCGUAGCCAGCUACUUCGUUCCCGUCGUAGUCGCCCUGACAAUUAUCACGUUCGUCAUCUGGGUCGCCAUCGGCGUUGCCGUACGGCAUCAAUCAGGCUCCGAAGCGACCAUCGAAGCGAUCACAUAUGCCAUCACAGUCUUGAUCGUGUCAUGUCCCUGCGCCAUCGGCCUCGCAGUCCCCAUGGUCAUCGUCAUCGCAUCCGGUGUCGCAGCGAAACGCGGUGUAGUCUUCAAGACAGCGGGCAGCAUCGAAGUCGCAUACAAAACCACGGAUGUAGUGUUCGACAAGACUGGUACAUUGACGGCAGGGAAGCUGGCAGUGGUGCGGGAGGAGUAUGCGGAGGUGGGCGGGGAAGCGAAGGCUCUCUUGCUGGGUCUGCUGCAGAACAUUAAACAUCCCGUCUCGGCAGCCAUCGCCACACAUCUCGCGUCGCAGGGAGUGUCUGCUUUAACGGUACCGGAUGCUAAAGUCGUGACUGGCAAAGGUGUCGAAGGAACGGUUGAUGGCCAGAAGCUGCGCGCCGGUAACUCGAGAUGGCUCGAGCUGUCCGACGAUCCGCGCGUCCGUUCCAUGCUAUCUGAAGGCCUCACCACGGUUUGCUUCACCGUCGACAACGCGCUCGUAGCCGUUUUCGGUCUGCAAGACACGCUACGACCUGAUGCAGCCUCUACUAUCGAUCAUCUCCGACGCAGUGGUAUCAGUGUCCAUAUUCUAUCUGGCGAUGACGACGGCGCUGUCAAAGCCAUUGCCGCGCAGCUCAACGUCUCGGAACACACCGUCCGCUCUCGUUGCUCGCCGGCGGACAAGCAGACGUACAUCAAGGAUCUGCUCGCAGCACCUUCUACAACGCCAUCAAGUGGCAAAUCGCGGAAGCCGAUUGUCAUGUUCGUAGGCGACGGCACGAACGACGCCGUUGCUCUUGCCCAAGCUACGAUCGGCGUCCAUGUCUCGAGCGGAACUGAUAUCGCGCAAUCCGCUGCCGAUGUUGUGCUCGUCCGUCCUAGCCUUUCGGGUGUGUUGACUAUCAUCAAUGUGAGUAGAAAGGCCAUACAUAGGGUUGCAUUCAACUUUGGAUGGAGCUUCGUUUACAAUACUUUUGCGGUUCUGUUGGGCGCGGGCGCUUUCGUGCAUGCAAGGAUACCGCCUGAGUUUGCUGGGUUGGGAGAGUUGGUCAGUGUACUGCCGGUAGUGCUGGCGGCAGUCUUGUUGAAAUGGUCGAAAGUAUGA